GGGGGGGGGCAGUCCCGGUCCCGGCCCUCCGCGCGGGUGGGCUUGGAGCAGGCCGCACCGGGCGGGAACCCCACUCCCACCCCGGAGGCCCCCUGCCCUUUCUCCCCUUUUCCCCCCGGCCCAUGGUGCGAGGCUGGGAGCCGCCGCCCGGGCCGGACUGCGUUUGGAGCCUUGUAGACUGCCUGCGAAAUGGAGGAUAGGAGAAACGUUUCCUUCCCAGGCCUCUCCUCCUCCCCCAACGACUACCUCCUGACGACCUCAACACACGUACAGAAAUCUGACCUUACUUCUGGGGAGCAGUGGUCUUUGGGAAUGAAAGCUAUCUCUGAAGGGCACAAAUCAGAAAGCACCAUGCCUCCUAAUAAAGAGGCCAGCAGUCUUAAUAGCUCCCCGGCGGGGCUCAUCUGCCUCCCUCCAAUCUCCGAGGAGCUACAGCUUGUGUGGACCCAAGCAGCCCAGACCAGUGAGCUGGAUGGCAAUGAACACUUGCUACAAACCUUCAGCUACUUUCCCUAUCCCAGUCUAGCAGACAUUGCCCUUCUCUGCUUACGCUAUGGGCUGCAGAUGGAGAAAGUCAAGACUUGGUUCAUGGCCCAGCGCCUCCGCUGUGGCAUUAGCUGGUCAUCUGAAGAAAUAGAAGAGACUCGAGCCCGAGUGGUCUACCAUCGGGACCAGCUCCAUUUCAAAUCCCUUCUCUCUUUUACUCAUCAUGCAGGGCGGCCCCCAGAGGAGGUGCCUCCUUCUCCGAUGCCACCUCCAGAACAAGUGGGUCUUGGAAUAGUGCCCCUGACUCUUAGUGAGCCCACCCAGAUGAAAGGAUUGAAGGUGGAGCCUGAGGAGUCCUCAGAGCUGCUGAGUCACCAGAAAGCAAAGGAACCCCUGGUGGCACCUGGCAGUGGGACAUUCCCCCACCAAUCCGAUUAUUGGCAGAAUCUUCAAAGCAGUGGCUUCUCUAAGGAGCAGGCAGGCAGGGGUCCCAACCAGUCACAUGGCCUAGGUUCUGCUUCAUGGAAUCACUCCGCAGCUGUCCACCAGCCACAUGCUCGGGAUAAGCCCCCACCAGUCUCACUACUUGCUAGUAGUUGUAAGCAGGAGUCAGCAUCUAAUAUGACUCCUCCUUCUUCCUCUACCUCUUCUUCCACUUUCCCGGUACUGGCUAACGGAGCUACUGCCACCUCUAAACCCCUCCAGUCACUGGGCUGUAUCUCACAGCCACUGUCACCCAAUGAACAGGCACUGCCCCCACAUCUGGAGCCAGCCUGGCCCCAAGGGCUAAGACAUAACUCAGUAUCAGGUAGGGUUGGCCCUGCAGAGUACCUUUCCCCAGAUAUGCAACGCCAGCGAAAGACCAAGCGCAAAACCAAAGAGCAGCUGGCUAUCCUCAAAUCUUUUUUUUUACAGUGCCAAUGGGCACGGCGUGAGGAUUACCAUAAAUUAGAACAGAUCACUGGCUUACCUCGACCUGAGAUCAUUCAGUGGUUUGGUGACACACGCUAUGCCUUGAAGCAUGGGCAACUAAAAUGGUUUCGGGACAAUGCAGUACCUGGUGCCCCUAGUUUCCAGGACCCAGCAAUUCCCACACCCCCACCUUCAACCCGCUCCUUGAGUGAAUGGGCUGAGACACCACCUCUGCCGAACCCCCCACCCCCACCGGAUAUACGACCCUUGGAGAGGUACUGGGCAGCCCAUCAACAGCUACGGGAAAGUGAUAUCCCUCAACUGAGUCAGGCAUCAAGGCUUAGCACCCAGCAGGUACUGGAUUGGUUUGACUCUCGAUUACCUGAGCCAGCUGAGGUGGUGGUUUGUCUAGAUGAAGAGGAGGAAGAGGAGGAGGAAGAACUGCCAGAAGAUGACGAGGAUGAAGAGGAGGAGGAGGAGGAGGAGGAAGACGAGGAUGACGAUGAUGAUGUGAUCAUACAGGACUGAGUCGGGGGGACUAGGGGAGGGAAGGUCUGUUACUAAAAGAUGAACCAACUUAGUAACUGUUUAAACAAAGAAACCACAUUUUUUAAAAAUUACCUUGUGGCAAAGAACUGAAAAGCUUCGUGUUCUUGAGGUUGGGGAAUCCGGGAUGUAGUGAGGGUGGACCAGGGAGGAUGACCAUAGGACCCAAAGAGAGGUGGGGAUUGGAUGAGCAGAAAUCAGGCCUCUCGUCUCAAUGAAGAGAGUGCUAAGGAUCUGGUCCAAACCAUGGGUUGGGAAAAGGCUUUUGCUCUCUUCGUGUCUGCUGUUCUUUUCCCUUAGUGUACUAUGGAGAGCCCAGACCUUGGCCCCACAUCUAUAAGAGGACUGAAAAGGAGGAGUAAAGAAUUUUGAUUCAAUUGAUGAUUCCAGUGCAUCCCCAGUCCCACCAUUUUCCCUGGAAUGUAAGGCUGCCUCACACCCCUUUUCUUUAUGAGCACGAGUCCAUGCAUAAUACAGCUAAGAGUCUUUGUAUGUCCCAGUCUCAUCACAAAUCUUUCCUUAACGCACACCAACUUAGACUAUGUUUUACCUUCCUCGUUACAGAGUUGCACAGGUAGCAGAAUGUUUUCAUUUCUGAUACUGGGACCAUUUUGCCUUGUACUUUUUUUUUUUUUUAAUCUUUUUCCAAAAUCCCCAUUCCGUUCACUAUUUGUCUCAGGGUAAAUCUUCCCCAUGGAGCUUGUGAAAAGUUUAAUAAUUGGGUGGAGAAUAAUUUAGACUGGAUAUUUAUUGGAUGUGGGAAUUAGGGGAAAUGUCCUUUAAAAAAGUAGAAUUAGGUUGGAGAGGGAUGGUUUCUACUC
Messenger RNA from Neomonachus schauinslandi (Hawaiian monk seal), 2765 nucleotides. It is a transcript of the gene HOMEZ, whose product is annotated as homeobox and leucine zipper encoding. The transcript is spliced from 3 exons. The record is from RefSeq and is a predicted model, not a curated record. Gene Ontology annotation, cellular component: nucleus. Gene Ontology annotation, biological process: regulation of transcription by RNA polymerase II. Gene Ontology annotation, molecular function: DNA binding; DNA-binding transcription factor activity, RNA polymerase II-specific. NCBI's taxonomy places the organism in Eukaryota, Metazoa, Chordata, Mammalia, Carnivora, Phocidae. The coding region runs from base 190 to 1926 and encodes 578 amino acids.